GUGGAACUUUUCGAAGAUGCCAAUGGCGUCUCUCUGUGUGUCUCCUCCUUGCAGGAGCGCUUUUGCAGCACUUGAAGGUGGGCAAAGCAUCAUAUAAGCUGAGCAGCUCAGAAGCUCUCCCCGCAGGCGGUUGAGAACCCUCAAUUGCUAGGAAGUGCAGCAAUGCGGCUUUGAAUUUUGAAGCAGGUGCCUAACGCAGCAUUCUACGGUCUGCAAUUGCCUGUCCCCCAAGAAUUUGGCCUCUCGAUACUUUAAAUUCUAAACAUCGCUUUGCUGAUAGGCCCCGCCGCUGUGCAAAAGUGUUCAGUGGUGGGGACAAACUUUGAGAAGACAGUCUGAGUACCACCAGCAUCAAGAGAUCGUGAAGGAAAGUGACUGACGCCGUCGCUUCCCUCAUGUUAGACACUUGCGAGACGGGCUUCUGCUGCGAAGCUCGCGAGGACUAGCUGGCUCUCAGUGACUUUUGAUGGCAAGCCAGAAGGAUACCUUGGACAAGGCGGUUGCAUUCUUUCAAAAAAGAGACGGGGUUGACAAAGCACUGAAGAUAUGUAGGUACACAUCAAAGCUGCUGCUCAAGACAGAUGUUGUUGCUCCCAGCUCGCACUUGGCACAGAGGCUAGCGGAAUUUGAAGGAAGCGUUGGAAUCAGCAGAAAGGCAUUCCGGCUAGGAAAGUUCCUGCAAGACUUGGACGCAGUAAGGAAGGGCCCAAAGUUGUCUACCAGGGAUGGACUUCUUCAUCUCAUUGCCAAUGGGUUUGAGGGCGCAUACUACUUCACCGAGCAAGGCAUCUGGCUGGCCAAAGCAGGACUGAUUGACAAGAGGCACUGCGCGCCCUUAACAAAGAUCAGUGCGUGGACCGAGUUCUUUGGCUACUUUGGGAGUGUUUCUCUCAGCUUGUUGGCCAUCUCAUCAACGUACAGACGAGAAGCGGAGUUGAUCAACGAGCUUCGUGCACAAGGAAAGACAACGGUGGGCGAUGGAAGUGAGGACGAUGUUCGAUUGAAAGAGCUUGCACAACUGCGAGCUAAGCGACUCUUGAAGAUGAUAGCAGUCGCCCAGGAUGCAGCAGAUGCACUGCUCGCCCUAGAUGACAUGAUGGAACGGAAAAGCGUGCUUAAGAACCCGGCCCUUUUGGCUCUGGCCGGCCUGUUGUCGGCUCUCAUAGGCGCCUACAAAUGCUGGCCAACUUAGCUGAAAACGACUGAGCCACUUGAUUGGGUUCAAAGCUUUAAAUUGCGAACUAGAGCAUGCUAUGAACUUCGAGAUUGACUUGUAAUUAGAUGAGGGUAAAAUAGUUCUCUUAAAAGCAGUGUUUCAAGUGCUUUCUUCUUAAAAGCCCCGGGCCCGUGUCCAAACCAAAGCAAUGGUGGUGAUCCAUUACGAAGUCACAUAAAUCACUCAGUGACUCGAUCAGUGACGAUCCAGAACGUCGGAUCUGCUCAGAGCUGGCCCUGACUCAGUAAAGUAGGUAUGUACCGUCUGGCACAUGCGUCAUGCUGGCGUACAGCCCCAAAUAUACUCCGUCCUGUCAUGGCG
This is a messenger RNA of Klebsormidium nitens, 1537 nucleotides long. Lineage: Eukaryota; Viridiplantae; Streptophyta; Klebsormidiophyceae; Klebsormidiales; Klebsormidiaceae. The record is from the annotation of a GenBank genome assembly.